AGCUUCUUCACGUAAUCGGUCUGCGCGCCCCGCGGGCGCCCGGCGAUUCACGGGUAGAGCGGGCCGCUGUGGGGGCUCUGGGAAUGAGUGGUUGAGGGACAUGAUGGGGGAGGCGGCCGUGGCCGCAGGGCCUUGCCCGCUGCGCGAGGACAGCUUCACACGCUUCUCGUCGCAGAGCAAUGUGUAUGGGCUGGCAGGAGGCGCGGGCGGGCGCGGGGAGCUGCUGGCCGCCACCCUUAAAGGCAAGGUGCUAGGCUUCCGCUACCAAGACCUCCGACAGAAAAUCCGGCCCGUGGCCAAGGAGCUGCAGUUCAAUUACAUUCCCGUGGAUGCAGAGAUUGUCUCCAUUGACACCUUCAACAAGUCACCCCCAAAGCGGGGUCUGGUUGUGGGGAUCACGUUCAUUAAGGAUUCUGGGGACAAGGGCAGCCCCUUCCUUAACAUUUACUGUGACUACGAGCCUGGCUCUGAGUACAACCUGGACUCCAUUGCCCAGAGCUGCCUAAACCUGGAGCUCCAGUUCACUCCUUUCCAACUAUGCCACGCAGAGGUCCAGGUCGGGGAUCAACUGGAGACCGUGUUUCUCCUGAGUGGGAAUGACCCAGCCAUUCAUCUGUACAAGGAGAACGAGGGACUGCAUCAGUUUGAAGAACAGCCUGUGGAAAACCUCUUCCCAGAGCUCACAAACCUGACCAGUAGCGUCCUGUGGCUUGACGUGCACAACCUGACCGGCACAUCCCGGCGAAUCUCAGCUCUGGGCUGUCAGAGCGGUUACGUCCGCGUCGCCCACGUGGACCAGCAGAGUCGAGAGGUCCUGCAGACAUGGACCAUCCUUCAGGACGGCCCCAUUUCCCGAGUGAUCGUGUUCAGCCUUUCGGCCCCCGAGGAGACGGAGGACAGGCCACAGCGGGAGGAAUACAGCGUGCUGGUGGCCAGCAUGUUGGAGCCGGCAGUGGUAUACCGGGACCUGCUGAGCCGGGGGCUUGAAGACCAGCUUCUCCUGCCAGGCAGCGACCAGUUUGACAGUGUUCUCUGUGGCCUGGUCACCGACAUUGAUCUGGACGGGCGGCCGGAAGUGCUGGUGGCCACCUAUGGACAGGAGCUGCUCUGUUACAAGUACUGCGGCCCCGGGCUCGGGCUCCCCGGGGACCAGCGUGGCUUCCGCUUGCUGUGGCGGCGGGGCUUCUCCAGCCCCCUGCUGGCCAUGGCACACGUGGACCUGACUGGGGACGGGCUGCGCGAGCUGGCCGUGGUCUCCCUGAAGGGCGUGCAUAUCCUGCAGCACAGCCUGAUCCAGGCCUCGGAGCUGGUCCUGACCCGGCUUCGGCAUCAAGUGGAGCAGAGGAGACGUCAGCCACAGAAGUUGGGGGACAGGGUGGGUUCCGGGCCUGUGGAGACCCCGGCUUCCUGAGCGCCCACUCGCCCCCCACCCCAGGUCUGCGGUAGUGCCUUGGGGCGCUCGCCUUCAUGGUGGGGGAAACAUCCUGAAGGAGGGGCUGGUCCCCCCAGACCCACCCCUGGGGUGAUGGAGCCGUGGGUCCUGCUCUGGCCCUACCCCCACAUGCCCUGUGACCCACACUCCCUUCUCUGUGCCUCAGUGUUCCCAUCUGAAAAUGGGACGAUCUCACCCUCCAUGAGAAUCGGUCAGUGGCAAUGAUUUCUAUAUCCAGAGGAACCAAACUCACACUCCCCUCCAUCCUUUUGUUCGGCAAGCAUUUGACAAGGGCCUGUGAUGUGCCAGGCCGAAUGUCCGGAGCCGGAUUUCCCCGGAAGAACUGAGGGAGGGGACUCGGGUCUGGGGAUGCAAAGUCAGACCCAGGAGCAGGACUGAAGUGGAAUCGCAGUGUAGAUUUCAGAGGAAAGAAAGGAAGUUAGGCCCUAUGAGGAAGACUGAAGUUCACCCUCCACAGGAAGACUUCGGGGUUAGACGUUUGCACAUCAGCUCAGGUCAGACCCCAAUGGAAAACUCUGGAUCUUGGGUGAGGGCUCAGUGGAAUCAUAAGGAAAUUGAGCCUCAGAGGAAAGGAUGUGGGUGGAAAGGACUGUCGUGGGAGACUUCCCUGGUGGUCCAGUGGCUUAAGACGCCAUGCUUCCGAUGCAGGGGGGGACCCAGGUUCAAUCCCUGGUCAGGGAACUAGAUCCCACAUGCUGUAACUAAAAACUCACAUGCUGCAACUGAGACAGCCCAACCAAAUGAAUAAAUAAAUAUUUAAA
Messenger RNA from Dama dama (fallow deer), 2214 nucleotides. RefSeq names its product kaptin, actin binding protein (gene KPTN). Gene Ontology annotation, biological process: cellular response to amino acid starvation; actin filament organization; negative regulation of TORC1 signaling. Bases 101 to 1411 code for a protein of 436 amino acids. The record is from RefSeq and is a predicted model, not a curated record. The transcript has 12 exons. Gene Ontology annotation, cellular component: actin cytoskeleton; KICSTOR complex; lamellipodium. Gene Ontology annotation, molecular function: actin filament binding. NCBI's taxonomy places the organism in Eukaryota, Metazoa, Chordata, Mammalia, Artiodactyla, Cervidae.